This is a messenger RNA of Quercus robur (English oak), 810 nucleotides long. RefSeq lists its product as uncharacterized. The record is from RefSeq and is a predicted model, not a curated record. Gene Ontology annotation, molecular function: catalytic activity. Bases 1 to 810 code for a protein of 269 amino acids. Lineage: Eukaryota; Viridiplantae; Streptophyta; Magnoliopsida; Fagales; Fagaceae. The transcript has a single exon.
AUGAUUGCAUUAGGAUGGAAUUGCCGGGGGCUUGGGAACCCCCGGCCAAUUCGUGUGUUGCGUGAGCUCGUGCAACAUUGGACGCCCAAAAUAGUCUUCUUGUCGAAGACAAAGAUAAAGAAGUAUCGUAUGGAAAAGAAGAAAUUUAAAACUGGUUUGUUGAAUGGUUUAAUUGUUCCUAGUAUAGGGAGGAGUGGGGGAUUAGCUAUGUUAUGGAGUAGGGAGAUAAAGGUGGAAGUUCAAGGCUAUUCAAGAAAUUAUAUUGAUGCAGUGGUGACUGACUCGGAAUCAGGUUUUAAGUGGCAUAUUACCGGUUUCUAUGGAAACCUUGAAACUCAUUGUAGAAAAGAAUCAUGGAAUCUUUUGAGAAGCCUUAGCCAAAAGUAUCAACUUCCCUGGUUAUGCUUUGGUGAUUUUAAUGAAAUAGUAUCGGUGGAAGAGAAAUUGGGUGGGGUGCAAAGGUCUCAAAGGCAGAUGGAGGAUUUUAGAGAUGCAAUACACCAAUGUGGGUUCAAGGAUCUUGGGUUUAUUGGUCCUGAGUUUACUUGGUGUAAUAUGCAAGAGGGUGAAAGCAGAAUGUAUUUAAGACUGGAUCGAGCUUUGGCCACUCCUGAUUGGGUUGAUCAUUAUAAAGAGGUUAAGGUGCAUCAUUUGGUGGAAUCCACAUCUGACCACUGUGCUUUGCUUAUAUCUGAUGCCAAUGUUGUUCAGAAGUAUCCUAAUAGACGUAGAUUCCUAGUCGAAGCUAUGUGGACAAGAAGGGAGGAGGAAUGCAAAGAUAUUAUCCAAGAAGUCUGGGAUGGUAGCUAA